AGUUCCACGGAUAUCCCUUCCUAGACACAAGCGUUGAGGAUCAACUCGGAGUUUGCGUCGAUGUCUUCCCCAAUACCACCCACUCCGCGUAGGGGAUUCUGGAUGAAUAACAUCCGACGCAACGACUGUCCUGAAUCGGAAGUCGCGGAAUCAACGCUCAAUCCUCCACCCAUGGUCUCCCCGAUGCCCCCCACUCCCUCUCCGCUGGCGGCCAGAGUUCUCUGUCCGAUCCCCAGAGAGUCCGCGAGGUCGCCAUCGUCGGCUCUGAGAUCGAAAGUCCUCUGCUCGACGCCAUAUCGUUCGAAUAAGCCCACGCGGAAAACAGCGCCGAAUCGGAGGGCUUCACCAUUCCCACUGCUCAUCCCGACGGAACUCACGUUGAGCAUCAUUAGGGAGAGUCCGCUCACCGCCGUAGAGGAGCUCACGUGUGGAGACCACGUCGAAGGCAAGGAGGAUUCCAUGAGCAGCAGUACGCGACCGGCGGAGGAGUCAGCAACGAUCACGGAACGACAGUGCGUAGCUUUCGGAACGCCAAGAGGAACGUCUGUUGCUACUACCGCGGCCGCCACCGUCACAGCCGGUGUCGCUACCAUUCAAGAAAUCCCAGAGUCGAUACAAAACACAAUGGGAGCUUGCGCGAGCAGAAAAUCGUCAAGCACUUCCGAGAAAAACGGCGAAAAAUCUCCACCAUCGGCAAAACCGGGGAAGCCUCUCAAAACAGCUCAUCCCCCAGCAGUCAAUGACGAUGCCAUGGACGCGAACGACGCCAUCGACGAAGACGAUCCCGCACAUUCAACUAAGUUCAAACUCAAAAGGGACUCCAUUGCUGUGACUAAAGUCCGCUUGAUGAAAACGCAAGUUCAUCAGGAAACAACGAUCGGCGAAGAGGAGGAGGCCGAAGAACAAGAGCGAGAUGAUUCGGGGAGAGGAGAAGAUCACGUGCAUUUCGACAAUCACGUCAGCAAACAGAGUAUCCCCAACGACUCCGGAGUGUCUCUAAACAGUUGCCCCGACAACGAUCUCGAGAGUCUUUGCCAAGAGGAUCGCGAACGGUCGAAUGAGGAUUUCAGCUCGAUCAAGUUCGAUGGAACGCUCGAUUGUGACUCGACAAGUGAGAUCUCUCUCGCCAGUAACGUAACCCUGAGGUCCUUGAGGAGAGAGAAGGUCGUCGACGACGAGAACAGAUCCUUCGACUUCAAGGCACUUCGCCAGCGAACCGAACAGCUCAUAGAAGACCAAAGGGAACCGAAUACUAAAGACCUUUCAAGAACUAAUUCGAUCCAGCGAUGGUAGUGUGCUCGCUGAUCGAAAACCCGGUCAGUCAUUCCUGAUCUGCAAAGAGAAAAACGAGCGAGCCGACUCGCAGCAUUACGCUCGGUUCCUCACCGACCCUGUCCUUCGGACCCCUUCGAUCGACAGGCAGCCACUCCGGCGAACUUCCGGUGGAUCCUGAAUUUUACUCAAUAUAUUCUCGCACGAGACAUUUUUUUACUAUCAUCGAGUCUGCUUGCAGUACUACGCUGCUCGUCGAAGACUUGAACAGUUGUACGGAACUCGAAGAUCACCUGUCGAACUGGUCCGUUUGACCGGGCGUGCAUACUCUUAUGCCAUGGAGUCAUCGGAUCUCCGCGACGACGCAUAUACCAGUUGAGCAUAGGCUUUUGCGAAACUGAACUUACUAAUUUAUAUAAAUGUCUGAACCCAAAAUAAAUCGAAAGCCCAUUA
Molecule: messenger RNA, 1725 nt
Organism: Galendromus occidentalis (western predatory mite)
Lineage: Eukaryota; Metazoa; Arthropoda; Arachnida; Mesostigmata; Phytoseiidae
Product: serine/arginine repetitive matrix protein 1
Exons: 8
Coding region: 61-1293 (410 amino acids)
Source: RefSeq, a predicted model, not a curated record